Molecule: messenger RNA, 1173 nt
Organism: Tetrahymena thermophila SB210
Lineage: Eukaryota; Ciliophora; Oligohymenophorea; Hymenostomatida; Tetrahymenidae
Exons: 1
Source: RefSeq, a predicted model, not a curated record
AAAUCAACCAAUUUAUCACUUUAAGAAGUAAGAUUAAUGAAUUAGAAAAAACAAAAAGAAACAGAAAGCAAUAUUGAUAUUUUUAGAUUGCUUUCAGAUGGAAUAAAGAGUUAUGAGCAAAAAGGUUUGAAUCUUAAAUUAAAAGAAAAAUCAUCUAAUACUAAACUGCCAUAUUGCUUAUACGAAGAUUUAAAGAUUAUAUUUGAGUUUAGUUAAAAUUCGGAAUCGAAAUUAACUGUCUUUAAGUAGCUUGCAAGUAAUUAGUUAUCUCAUAGAUCAGAAGAUUCAAUAAGGAGUCGUUAUAGAGAUUUCAUUUAAGAAUUAAAUCCUUCUGAUUUUUAAAAUAUUUCAAAAUAUGUUAUUGAGAAAAGAUCCAUUGAAGGAUAUCUUGUAAAAGAGAGAGAUGAGCAUGGAAACAAAACAUAUGUUGUAAAGGAUCAGUUAAAAACAACAAGUAGCGAAAGUAAAUCUUAAAAGAAUCCUUCAAAAAAGACUGUUGAACAAUAAUAAAGUAAAAGUAAAGAAGAAAUAAAAUUGCCUUUGAAGAGAAAGCCUGAAAACGUACCUGAAAUUCUUAUAAAUGGAAAAAAAUAACUCAAAUCUACCAAACCAGAUAAUCAUUAAAAGGAGCCUGCACAAAAGAUUAAACAAUAAGAUCAAAAUAACUUAGAAGAGGAAGAAGAAAAAGAGUUUCAAUACAAAAAGACUUAAAAAAAUAAAAGCUAGAUAAAUUAAGUAAAUGAAGUUGAUUCAAGAAAUAAAAAGAAUUAAAAUAACUAAAUGGAAGUUCAAUAACCAUAGCCCAAGUAAAAUCAAUAGCAAUAACAACAAGCUUAAGCUCAUAAAAUAUCUAAUUAACUGAGUGAGUAGGAAUAUAAAGAUGCAAGGGAGUUAGAUGUCUAUAUUCACUUCCUAGCUAAUUAUGAAAAUGUACAAAAAAAGAGUUUGAUCCACACUCUAGACAAGCUAUCUGGAGAUUUCAAUUAACUUGUUGACUAUUUAUAAACUCAAAACCAUAAUUUACUCUGGAAAGAAGACGAAGACGAAGUCUUACGCAAUUUUAGUGAGCAAUCAUCUCAAACUAUCUACCUACUUAAAACCUUAAAAAAAGGAAAAGAAAAUAUCUUAAGAAGAGCUACUUAUCUAGGCAUAGAACUCCCAGAUUUUGAAUGA